AUGUCAAGCAAUGGAAUAGGUUUACAAACUGCAAGAGGUUCAGGCACGACUGGACACAUACAAAAGAAUGUUGCGUCUAAUAAAGACCAUGCUAGCAUAAAGGACGAUAAAUCUGGCCACUUUAGAAGGCGACAAUUAUCAAAUGACCGCAAGCUUAAAUACGAUAAACACAUAUCUACCAGAAAUAAUCGAGAUGAAGCAAAGCAAGAAAUAAGGAGUCACGACUUAAAAAGAGACGUUGAAGUUAAGUGUAUGGAGUUGAGAGAUGCGUUAGAAGAUGAAAGUGAAGAAGAGCUUACAAUAGAGAAGAAAGUGAAUGAGCUUCGAGACAAAUUAUUAAAUUCUCCGAUGACAGCCAGAAAACAGACAAGCUUGGAUGAUCGUAAAAGCGACUCUUCGCAUGCAAGUUAUGAGAACAAAAUAAAUGAUCACAAGGAUAAUGAUAACGCUUCAAAAAAUGACAUUGAGGAUAGUUUUAGUUAUAAGCGCAGAUAUACAGAUUGUGAUGAAAAAGGGGAAAGAUUGAAAAUUCGAAGAUAA
Debaryomyces hansenii CBS767 is the source of this 540-nucleotide messenger RNA. Its product is annotated as U2-type spliceosomal complex subunit. Bases 1 to 540 code for a protein of 179 amino acids. The transcript has a single exon. The record is from RefSeq and is a predicted model, not a curated record. Lineage: Eukaryota; Fungi; Ascomycota; Pichiomycetes; Serinales; Debaryomycetaceae.